AUGGGAGCCAACCAGAGUCACCACGCGCGCCAGCCAGAGGAGGACCGCCGACCCACUCUCCGUCGCCGCAUAUCCACCUUCCUCCGCCGCGACCAGGAGAACCAGAAUGCGAGCAAGCGCGAGCGCUCCAAUUCGGCACAGAACAGCCUCAACUCACCAGGGCCCAAGCGCAGGCGGGUAGACGGUGACGACGAGCAGGAUGGCGACGACCACAUGUCCGAACCGGUUGCCGGGCCGUCACGCCUACCUGCGAACCCCUCGGUCCCGUUCCCAAGAACAAUGCCCAGCAGCGGCAUUAGCACGCCCGCAUCACCAGACACACCGGCGUCACCCGCGACCGAUGAGAUGCUGUCCGAUAGAUUGCGGUCCGUGUCGACAAUACGUGACGGCCUGGGACCCGAUUGGACACCGCAGUCGGGGUUGAUGUCGCGCUUCCGCCGGCGCGACAGUCCCGCCGUCAGCACCGCUGCGAGCACGAGCUCGGUCGCACCGCCAGCCGCAACCAUCCCAGCCCGCACAUUAUCGCAUCGUCUCAGCGCCAUCAUGGGAUUUGCAGCCCCAGAACGUUCCCCUCCCUCCACCUCCAUCCCGUCCUCCAGCAGUCCGCAGCCGCACACACCCGCAAACGAGGCAUCUCCACCUCCCGAAGAUGAAGGAAGGAUACCGGUGGGCGCGGUACUCGUUAUCCAAGGCCUGGCCCAGACACACGCAAACCUGGACGAGACCGGCGGGCCAAACCCACAGGUUGACUUGACGAGCCUCGAUCAGCAAGCUCGUAUGAUCGGGAAUCUCUUGACCGUUGCCGCCGCCGCCACCGCUACCACUCUUCUAUCGCCGGAGAGCCUGUCGACCCAGCCGUCCCGCUCGACCGCGCAGACUGCCAUGCAGACGAUUAUCGAGCGACUCCGUCCGCAGCGCAACAGCCGCAACCACCAGAGCGUCGAAGCUGCACUCGGCGAGUAUCUCCGCACCGUGCUGCGAGACAACCGACGCUUUGCAGAGGCUGUGGCUGGGGACACGCCGAACGCAGCAAACGUACCAGCCGAAUUCCAGGACUUCCUUCACAUGCUGCAGGAGGAUCUCAUUGACGCUGUUCGGGCGUAUGCUGUCCCUGACGCAGCUGGCGACGACGAGGAGGAUGUUGACGAGGACGCUGAGGUACCUGCAGCUGCUAUCCCUCCGUCCACCGUUGAAGAGGCCUCGUCAGGGCCGUCGUCCGCAACCGACUUGGACACCGAGGCGACUCCGACUACGACUGCUCCUGCAUCAAUCUCUACGGCAACCACACAGCCCGUUUCACCCACAAUUCCCACGUUCCACCGCCAGCGUGGGCAGAACUUACCCGGCACCGUCCGGCGCCUGGGCGUGAGUGGCGGGGCGGACGGCACACCACGACGUCUCAACUUCUUCCGCGCACACCUGUUCCCCACGGUCCAUGUUGAUGGUUCGGUUGCGACGCCCAACCUCAGUGAGGAGCAGGAGGAGGCGAUCGUUCCGUCCAUCUUCGUGGGUGUGCGCUCCAUUGCUCACAGCCCCAACAUGACGACGGAGGAUCUCGUUGCGCACCCGUCGUUCCCGUUCAUGGACGGCCAGGUGCCGGAGGAUGCCGCUGCUGGCACGACUGCUACCGACUCGUCAUCCGCGACGUCGCCCGUGGCCGAAGCGCAUUCGCUGCCUGAGGACGACCACGACUUUGACCGCGACCUCGAGCAGGAGCUGGCAAGUGCUGCCGCCGCAAGCUCGUCGGGCGACGUUGACCGACCCCGCCGCAGUCUGCGCUCGAGGGUACUUGAGCGCCUUGGUGCUUCCCGCCGCGAGCCGAGAGCUUCACCUCCGCUCAACACCUACCUCAUCUACGUUAUUGGUGGCAACUAUCCGCGCUCCCACCCUGUUCUGUCCAUCCCGUCAUUAGUGUCCGGUGGCCCACUUACUGCUGAGGACUUGCAGCUACUAUCGGAGCUCCUUGGCCCUGCGAAGCCGCCGACUGUCACGCAAGAGGAGAUCGAAGCUUCGGGUCUCAAGGUCAUCAAGGCCGACACGCUCACCCAGGCCGUCCAGGAUGGCGAGGUGCUCGACGCGAGCACCGAGAGGUGUAUGGUGUGCCUUUGCGACUACGAGGACGACGACGUUUGUCGUGUGCUCAAGUGCCGGCACGCGUUCCACAUGCCGUGUGUGGACCAGUGGCUGACGUCUGGCCGCAACUCGUGCCCGACUUGCCGCACCGAUGCGGUAGACAAGAAUGCCGUUCCGCCACCACCCGAGGUAGAGGACGCUGAUGCCGUCGCGUAG
This is a messenger RNA of Cutaneotrichosporon cavernicola, 2289 nucleotides long. RefSeq lists its product as uncharacterized. Lineage: Eukaryota; Fungi; Basidiomycota; Tremellomycetes; Trichosporonales; Trichosporonaceae. Bases 1 to 2289 code for a protein of 762 amino acids. The transcript is spliced from 3 exons. The record is from RefSeq and is a predicted model, not a curated record.